AUGAUGGUAAUGGUUCUCUCAGUGUAUGGAUUGGACUCUCAUUUGCAGCCUGAGAUACAGGCACCGCUGAGAGCAGAGCCAUUUGCAUGGAGCACAUCGACUGCCAAUUCAGAGCAGAAAGCAGUACCAUACUACACCUUCGACGGCGAAGGCUUCCCAGCCUGCAACGCCGUAUCCGCAGUAUACGACCCCCGCAACGUGGACGAAAUGGUCCAGAUCGUUCAACAAGCCGUGAAAUCCAACACCCCGGUUCGCGCUUCCGGAAAAGGCCAUAUGUGGUACGACACGAUGUGCACGGACGAUCCCAACACCAUAAUCAUCCGCACUGAGAACGUCAAUGGCAUUUACGACUUUGAUCUGGAAGCAGGCUCGGUCAUGAUAGAAGCUGGCGUCACGUUUUUCCAGCUCGCCGAGUACCUUCACGCUCGUGGAGCUUCGGUCGGUUACGCACUAGUGAACUGGAACAUCACUCUUGCUGGCUCUGUGGCAAUGGGAGCCCAUCGGUCCUCGUUAAGGGAAGAUUCGAUGGUCGCCGCUGGGGCGCUGGAGAUUCACAUCAUCGAUGGGUCUGGGAGUUUGAGGAAGGUGGUCCGAGAUGAGACCGAUGAUGAGUGGCUUGCCGCCUCAACGUCGCUGGGACUUCUAGGGCCGAUUGCGAGGAUGAAGUUUAGAAUCUUUCCUGAUUUCAAGGUUUAUGCUAAGCAGGAAACUCUGGACGAAGAUGAGGUGCUUGAUGGCGAUAUCUACGCACUCAUCAGCCCUUAUGCUACUGCAAACUUCUGGUGGUGGCCGUAUCUCCGCAAAUUCCACUACCGCUACUACGACCCAGUCCCGACGAACACCUCUAACCAAGAGGGCUUCCAAUCCACCUUCUCUUUGACGCGCACAGAAGCCAACACCGCACUCUCCCUUCUAAACUCCGGCAAAUAUUUUGCUUCCUCCAACCGAGCCAUCGAACGCCUCUUCUUCACCCUCUGGAACCCCCCAAAUUUCCAUGACAAGAUCACUGACAAAGCCAUCAUGGCCUGGCCCGUCUACGGCUGGGACUACGAUGUUCUGAUCGGUGGCCUUUACCCGGGCUACGGCACCGAGUGGGACUUUGGGCUGCGCGGCUACACGCUCGAGCUCGCCUUUCCUGUCACGCAAGCCAAUGCGGUGCUCAAGCGCGUCCGGCAAGCGUUCGAUGACGAAGCCACCAAGGGCAUCGUCAUGACGAGCACGUACCGCAGCGGCAUCAACAUCAAGUUCGGGAAAGCAUAUUUUGAUUUCUUGGGGCAGGUGACGUAUAAUACGAGCGAUGGGGCGGAUUGGAGUAAGGGGGCGAUGAUGUUUGAUUUCCCUAGCUUCAAACCCAGUGUAGGUGAUGGGUUGAGGUUCAAUGAGCCGUUUUAUCACGCGUUGGCGAAGACCCUUAUCGACGAGUUUCCCUGUCGCCCGCAUUGGACCAAGAACACGAGAGAUGUCUUUCGGCAGGCGGUGAAGCAUCUCGACCCGGGAUACCUGAAGCGGUUCAAGGCGGUGAGGGAAAAGUUCGACCCGAAGGGGUUGUUCAUGAGUGUUGUUGGGGAGAUCAUUGGGGUCUUGUAA
Messenger RNA from Mytilinidion resinicola, 1587 nucleotides. RefSeq names its product FAD/FMN-containing dehydrogenase. Gene Ontology annotation, cellular component: membrane. The transcript has 6 exons. Gene Ontology annotation, molecular function: FAD binding; D-arabinono-1,4-lactone oxidase activity. The record is from RefSeq and is a predicted model, not a curated record. NCBI's taxonomy places the organism in Eukaryota, Fungi, Ascomycota, Dothideomycetes, Mytilinidiales, Mytilinidiaceae. Bases 1 to 1587 code for a protein of 528 amino acids.